AUGUUCUUUAAUGAACAUAGUCCGAUCUAUUUUGAAGUACCUAUCAGCCACAAUAAAACAGAAACUACAUGGGUGUAUGAUGGUGUUACCAUGGGAUAUGUGAGACGUCGUAUUAAUGAAAUUAGUGGGGACUAUUUUGUUGAAUUAACAUCCUUAUCAUUAUCAGCAACAGGAGCAGUCACAGCUGAUAAUAUUCCAACAUCAACAACAUCAUUGAAGAUGGCUGAAAAUCAAUAUCAUGAUGGUUAUUCAUCAAGAAAUAUUCUAAUAGUUUUUGGUUUGGGUAUGGUUCUAAUUAUCGUACUUUUGUUACUUAAUUGCUAUGGACUGAUAGUAUUACGACGAUCACGACAUCACAUAUACACGUAUCUUCCUAUACUUCAAAAUUUAGAAAAAACAAAAAAAGAAUAUUCGAAAUAUGAUGAAAUGGAUGCUCCUCUAUGUUCAUUUGCUUAUCGUCCAUAUAAAUCACCAUUAUGUUGUUGGUCUUUAUCAAGAGCAAUUAUGUAUACGCUUGAUGAACAUUUUACUGAUCAUCCACAUGGUAUUGCCCAAUAUUUAGCAAUAACUAAAUGGGCACAUGGUAUUGAAAAAAGUUGA
Molecule: messenger RNA, 600 nt
Organism: Rotaria sp. Silwood2
Lineage: Eukaryota; Metazoa; Rotifera; Eurotatoria; Philodinida; Philodinidae
Source: the annotation of a GenBank genome assembly